AAGGCGCGUGCUCUGAAUUGGCUUGAAGGAGAACGAAGGAGGGCCGGACCGGCGGUGCGAGGUCAUGUGAGAGUCCACGCGCUGAAAAGUAGGUUAGAGAGAGAGAGAGAGAGAGAGAGAGAGAGAGAGACACACACACACACACACACACACACACAUACACACACACCGCAGGGGGAAAGAAGCACCGAUACGAGGAAUGAAACGGAAAUGAACUCCAGCCGCUUCGAUCGCUUUCUUGUCUUCUGCGCGCGACUCUCCGGUGAACCUCAUGCGGUUUAGUUGCUUUAACGGUUUUAAUUUCAUCCCAUUCCUGCCUCCAUAUAAUGUUCAAAUGCCCUGGAGUUUACAUCAUUAUUGACAGAUAAUAUAAAAGAAAAAAGAAAAAAAAUCAGCAUGAGAGCUCAAAUCGAGGUGAUCCCCUGUAAGAUCUGCGGGGACAAAUCAUCAGGGAUCCAUUAUGGCGUGAUCACAUGUGAAGGAUGUAAGGGUUUUUUCCGCCGCAGUCAGCAGAACAACGCCACGUACUCGUGUUCCCGGCAGAGGAACUGUAUGAUCGACCGGACGAACAGGAACCGGUGUCAGCACUGCCGGUUACAGAAAUGCCUGGCGCUCGGCAUGAGCCGCGACGCGGUGAAGUUUGGCCGCAUGUCUAAAAAGCAGCGGGACAGCCUGUACGCUGAGGUACAGAAACAUCAGCAGGGUCAGGAGUGCGUCAGCGGCGUCCUGUCCUCCGGCGCCGUGGGCGUGGAGGAACCCGGAGAGAACAGCCACGACGGACACACGCGAACCUGCAGCCGCAGCUCCAGCACGGCCCUCAGCGACCUCGACGACCUCGGAGGCCUGCUGUUCGACCUGCCCCUGACCCCCGAGGACGAGUACUGCGGCCUGGAGCUGCAGGGCAACAGCAGGACGAGCGGAGAAGGGAGCAGCGGAGGUGGCGACCCGUCCUCACACGGCUCCGCGGUCUUAAAACACGAAUACCAGCUCCUUCAUACGCACUCGCCGCUCAACGAGGGGUUCUCGCUGCUCGAGACAGAACGCAUGGCUCAGAGUGUGGUGAAGUCACACGUAGAGACGAGUCAGUACAGUACAGAGGAACUGAAACGGCUUGCGUGGAACCUGUACACGGCCGAGGAAACUCGCACGUACCAGAGCAAGCCGAUGGAGGCGAUGUGGCAGCAGUGCGUGGCGCACCUCACUAACGCCAUCCAGUACGUGGUGGAGUUCGCCAAGCGCAUCUCCGGCUUCAUGGAGCUGUGUCAGAAUGACCAGAUCAUCCUGCUCAAAGCAGGAUGUCUGAGCGUGUUGCUGAUUCAGAUGUGUCGAGCCUACAACGCCACGAACCACACGCUGCUCUUCGACGGGAAGUUCGCCAGCGUCCAGCUCUUCAAAUCUCUCGGUUGUGAUGACCUGGUGAACGCCGUGUUUGAACUCGCUAAAUCGAUGAGCCGCCUGCAGCUCACGGAAGAAGAAAUGGCUCUGUUCAGCGCCGUCGUCCUGUUCUCCCCAGAUCGGCCCUGGCUUACAGACAGACAGCCAGUUCAGAGGCUGCAGGGGAAAGUUUAUCAGGCGCUGCAGCGCUGUCUGAACAGAGAGGGCGCCAACGAGCACAAACUCAACAAGAUGCUGGCUAAGCUUCCCGCGAUAAAGUCGAUCUGCAACCUCCACAUCGACAAGCUGGAGUUUUUCCGCCUGCUCCACCCAGAAACAGCCUACAGCUUCCCCCCGCUGUAUCGGGAGGUGUUCGGUAGUGAGAGCACCUCCCCCGACUCCACCAAGGGCUAGACGGCGCCAGAGUGUCACUGAAACUGGUGCUCGAGGAGAGAAAGUGAGAAGGAUGUAGGGAUGAAACGAAGGACUGGUAGACGUGAAGCGUCAUUAACAGACCAGCAGCUCACUGACAAUCCCGCACACAACACUUUUGGACUCCGAAUCCCUCGAUCCCUGUCUCUGAGCUCGUUCCUUAACACGUGAUGGACAAUACAGCCUGAAUGAAAUUACCCAAGGGGGCUUUUAAAAGAGAACAGCGGUUUGGAGGAUCGUUUUUAUUUUAAACUGACGAGGGGAAAUAAAUAAAUAAAAUCAGAUUUAAAAAGUUCAGACGGAUACCGGGAAAAAUGGCGGCUUAUUUGAGUUCGCCUACGUAUGUAGAAAUGUUCUUGACCUGUGUGAAACUAUGCAUUACUUGUAGCUACAAAUUCUGUCAAAACGAUCUGUUCGGUCGGAACAGAACAGAUCGGGCUUUCGAAAACUGGCUUAAGUUGGUGACGAGAACAGGAUGGACGUAAACGGCUACGCUACAUGGCCAACGCUUGCAUGCGGCCGUGUUAACGUUGCCGUGGUGACUGCAUACAUCAUCACGCUGGUAACUGCAAGAAAACUGUGAUAAAGCACUACCGUCGUUAAAUCGGGACGAAUUUAAUCAUACUAGGUUAAUAUUUAUUUGCGUUACGGUUACCAGCGGUUAGCUAGCUAACGGUCAGUUAUCAAACUUUUGCGUGACGCAUGUCGUAUUUUAUUUUACGAGCUGUUCGGCACCCUCGUUUAAAAAAAAUCCAGUUUAGAAACAUGGAAAAUCCAGACUGUUGUCUGCUAUCAUGACAUAAAACGCAGCAAAACAACCCUGCAGGAAAGUUUUGGCACCUUUUCUUAACUAUUCAUUCGCCCGGUCACUUUCGAUCCCUCUACAGCGUGUAGGUUAGGAUCAGAGCUCGAGUCUCUGGGAGACUCUGUGGGUCACGACCACUUUUUUCUCCCAUCCCCCCCCCCCCACCCCUUCCAAAUGAUUUUUCUGAAUGUAGUGGAAAUGUAGCACAGCCUUACGAGCAAGAGACAGAAUGUAUUAUUUUAGUUUCUUUUAGGGUUUUAUACGCAGGCAUGUGAAGGAGUCGGUUGAGGUCUUCAUUCUGACCUUUUUUUUUCCUUAUUAUUUUUUAUUUAGAAUGAAAAAAUGGUUAAUUUCUUUUUUUUUCUCCUGGAAAAGCCACUCUCGAAUGAAACGCAUAGUAUUUUGUCAUUUUGGUUUUGAUUUUCUUGUAAUAAAAAAAAGCAAAGUGCCGUAUUUUCCAGACAACGUCCUCGUUAUCGUUUUUUGCAUUAGCCCAUUUGUUAGUGGUUUUACGGUAUAGGUAUAUAUACGCUUUAGCGAACAAACAAAACUGCAUAAAGUGAAUCACAAGGAUGCCCCCCCCCCCCCCCCCCCCCCCCCGUUUAUAAAAUAUAAACGUAUGCUGCCUUUUCACUGCUUCCAACAAAGCUUUCUAGACAGGAACGUGACUGUUAUGCAUUUACUUCAUAAUCAAUCAUAUUUUUUAACAUAGACGCUAGCUAGCUCAUGUUACACAAUUAGCAAUGCGGCAAUACCGCGACUAGCUAGACACAAACAACAUUCAAGUUGUCAUCAAGAAAUCGUAUGUUCGUCAAAACUAUUUACAUGAAGAGAAUUAAACAAUUUUAUCAUUUCACGUUUUUAUUUAGGUUACAGAAUUUAAUAAGCUUGUGCCAUGUUCAUCUCUAGCUACUGAAAUUUAAACGCAAUACGAAAGUCGCUAGGAGGUGAAUUCAGACCGUCGUAUCCAGACGUCGCGUGCAGUGAAAAGGCGGAAUUACGGAUAUUAUAGGGGAAUGAGAGGAAACAAUAUGGUUACUACAAUAAUAAUAAUAAUAAUAAUAAUAAUAAUCAUAAUAAUCAUAAUAAUCAUAAUAAUGGAAGAAAAUAUAUGAACUGGACUGCUCCAGUAGGGGGCGCUGAAGUAUCAUUUUAACGUUAAAAUAAAAAUGCCUGCAACAGUAGUAUGACGUGGGUUAGGGUUAACCCUAAGACAGAAUUUUGUAGCGUGUCUUGUCUGGAAAAUACAGUGGUAUGAAGUAUUAUAAUAAUAAUAAUAAUAAUAAUAAUAUAAAUUCUGACUCAAGCUGACCAGCUGAGACACUGCUUUCUUUUUUGUUGUUUAUUUUAAAAGCAGGUAAAUAGCACUUACAGAUCUUACACCCCCACAAAUGAGCAAAGUUAGUACACCCUCUCACCCUUAGGCUAGGUGAUAUUCAAGUUCAUGCUUGCGUGCGCUUUCUCACACACACAUUCAAACACACCAGCUUUCACCGGGUCUUUCCCUCACACUGCUGUUCUCUCAGCUCAGUAGAUCCCCCCCCCCGCUACGGCUCACUAUCGUUUAACGCGCUCUGCCUCCGAGUGUGCAUUUGAAGCACAUACUGUAUGUUACAGACUACAAGUCACACUUUGGUCUGACACGACGUGAAAUGGAACUGACGCACAGGCCGAAGGGAGAUGUGCUGUAUUAGCCCGAUGAUCAGCUGCUUAUUUUUAAAUAAAAAUGGAGCCAUGUUGUAUUUCCAAACGUAUUAUUUAUUCACAACAGAAGAUGGCGCUACAGUAAGGCUAAAGAGCCAAAUUGGGCCUGCUUACUGCUCGUAGGUUAAAUGUGUUACAGAAUGUGAGUCUUUAAUUCAGGCUUAUUGCUGCCUGAAGACUUGUAUUUUAAUACAAAUAAAAAUUUAAUUAUAAGCUAACCUUUUAUGUGAGGAUGAUGAUACGGUAAAUCGGUCCGUACAGGAUUUUGUUGUUUUUUUUUGCGAUUAUUGCGGCCAGAAAUGCUUGAUUAUCGCUGCGGCUUUUUCCAAAAUUUGCGAUGAAUCUUACUGAGUUUUUUGUGCUUGUUUUGCGGAAAACUACUCGAAUUGGCGAAAUCGCAAUCGCGCAGAAUCGUUCUGCAUGGUCCUUCGCAGUGAUUGUUGGUAAACGAGACCUUUCAGCUGUACUCAUGUUCGACGCACGUGACUCGUCGAGGGCUUCGGCUGAACGCGCGUCGUGAUGCAGUCACUUCUCGCGUCUCGGCCCAAACCCGAGGAAAACCUGCAGUAAUUUUGAUCUAUUGCGAGCUCCGAAUAUUGCGGCGUUUGCUCGCGCGUUCAUUUCGGUGAUUGCAAAAUCGCAAAAUCCUGGAAGGACUAUGAGUGAUUUGGCAUUGUCAACAUUGGCCGUGUGAGAAAAUCCACGUUACUGAAAUAAACGUGAAUUUGAAGUUCAGAUUGGACUACAAAAACAUUUACACACAGUUUUAUUAAAUGAGGCCCAUUGUGUGUGGUCACUUGUUCGGUAUGUUAUAUAGCCAUAUCUUGGGCUUAUGUAACUCGUUACAUAAAUCUAGUACAGAACGUUUUUUUCCCCCUCAAUAGCGACAUGCGAAAAGACUGUUUUCAUCGUCCCGGCCGUCGACACUUGCUUCACGUGUCGUGUUUUUCCUGCACUGCUGGAAUAGCAGUCGUCUCAACCUAGAGUUACUGGUUUCUUCAUGGUUUUCUAAAGAAAAAAAAUCUGGUUAUAAAAAAACAGUUCUCUGGGUGUUUACGACAGUGUCAUAAUGGGACUGUGCAAUAGAUACGAUGUAGGUUCACUCUAGCACGCGUCAGUUAACGGAAUAAUUUGGUCUAAAGUUUAACAUACAUAUAUUGUAAGUGCUAUUGCACAGAUUCACUGUAAGGUGAAGGAAAAUGAUGGCAAAGUGUGAUUUAUAAAAUGAUGUAUUUAACGGUUUUUAGAUUGUGCACACAAACUGCUGCAUGGCUCCCGUCUUGCUAGUUCACACACACACACACACACACACACACACUCUCUCAGGGAGUUAGCUGGGCUUUCGGUCCCGUACCGUCUUCUUUGGACACAUUUAACCCUGCAGAAGUCCUCGAACCUCCAUCACUGUGUGUUAGUGACUGCUUUCCUGAAUGUUAAGAUUUCCCACAGAAGUGUCACUUUUAAAAAAAAAAAAAAAUUAAAUAGGAUCUUGUAUAGUUCUAAAAUGAUAUAUAAAAAUAUAAAGAUGUAAUUCUAGUUUUUGAAUCUUGUUUGAUUUUCUGUCUUUUUUUUCCUGCAGUGCUCCACUUUCCUCACCCUUUUAGUGUUGUCCUCGUCCAUACGAAAUGUAAUUAUGUUUUUUAAAGAAUGUUUUUAAGACAGAAAACCUGACUCGUGAUCCUUCUGUUCUCUUUAUUUCUGGAUUGUUUAUUGUUUAAAAAAAAAAAUUACAUAGACUUUUAAUAGCUAUAAUUUAUUAUAUGGAUUUUAUUAUUAUUAUUAUUAUUAUUAUUAUUAUUAUUAAGCAUUAAAAAAUACAAACAUGAUGUAGAGUUGUAUUUUGGGGAUACAAUAUGUGGAUUAAAAGUGGAAUAAAUGGGCUUUUUACAUAG
Messenger RNA from Ictalurus punctatus (channel catfish), 6207 nucleotides. RefSeq names its product RAR-related orphan receptor C a (gene rorca). Lineage: Eukaryota; Metazoa; Chordata; Actinopteri; Siluriformes; Ictaluridae. The transcript has 10 exons. The coding region runs from base 397 to 1788 and encodes 463 amino acids. Gene Ontology annotation, cellular component: nucleus. Gene Ontology annotation, molecular function: zinc ion binding; RNA polymerase II cis-regulatory region sequence-specific DNA binding; nuclear receptor activity. The record is from RefSeq and is a predicted model, not a curated record. Gene Ontology annotation, biological process: regulation of transcription by RNA polymerase II.